AUGAGGCUAUCGGCUAUCGGCUAUGAGGGCCUUAAAGGGCGAUACGAGACUUAUAGCCCUGUUAUUAUAAAGAGAGGGAAGGCCGCCCACAAACCACACGAGCGGUUUUCUUUUGAUCCUCUGCAUGCGACGCCCAAUGCCCUCAGAGGCAAAGCAAUCAGUCUCAAAACAAAUGAGAGAGAUAGAAAGACAAAUGAGACUGGCUUCCCACUGGAACAGCAGCAGCAGCAGCCGUUUCUUCCCGGUUUGGGACUUGAGGGUUUGAGUGGAGGAUCAGGUUCUAAUGGAAGUGAGAAGAAUGGACAUAGUGAAGAACAUGAAGGGGAACAUGAAAGCGGGCAGUCAAAGCUCUGUGUCAGAGGCCAUUGGAGGCCAGCAGAGGAUGCUAAACUUCGGGAACUUGUUGCCCAAUAUGGUCCCCAGAACUGGAAUCUUAUUGCCGAAAAUCUUGAAGGAAGAUCAGGGAAGAGCUGCAGGUUGCGUUGGUUCAACCAGUUGGACCCAAGGAUUAACAAGAAGGCCUUCACUGAGGAGGAGGAGGAAAAGCUUCUCUCUGCCCACCGUCUGUAUGGAAACAAAUGGGCUCUUAUUGCCAGAUUUUUCCCUGGGAGAACUGAUAAUGCUGUGAAGAAUCACUGGCAUGUGAUCGUAGCGAGGAGGCACAGGGAACAGACCAAUGCUCAUAGAAGGAGAAAGUCCUCGAACACCAUUUCCUCUUCUUCAGUUCAGGAGUUCAGUAAUAACCUCCAGGUGAACUGCUACAACAAUGCUUGCAUUGUCGAAUCCUCCAUCUCCGGCAAUAUAGAUGAGUCUUUGCCCACCUGCACUGAACUCUCACUAAACUCCUCUGCAUACGGAAGCUUUCGUGGUCAUGCAUUCUUCCCCACACACACUCAUCAAACGCAGCCACAGCAAUUCCAGUAUUUCACCGGAUCCGGUGAAAAGGAUUUGACUGGAGAAAAUGGAGGUUCUCAGAGGCAAUUUGAUUCCCCCCUUGCAUUGGCACCAGCGACCGAUCACUCUGGCUAUUCUGAUUCAAAUUAUGAGAUUUCAGCAACUGGAUCAGUGGUCAAGCAAGGCAAUGCCUUUAUCCUUGAAGAGGGAGACGAUAACAAGGAGAAGAUAAGCUCUUCCUUCAUUGAUUUCUUUGGUGUUGGAGCCACAUAGGGAGUUGCUCUUCAGCUGAAACCUGAAGAUCUGUACUGUAAGGUUUCAGAAGUUGAACUUUUAGUAAACAAAGCAGAACCGGGCAAGACGAGAGAAAAGUUAAUAAGAAAGGUUGAAAUCCUUCCUUCUCCUGUUGUU
Phalaenopsis equestris is the source of this 1305-nucleotide messenger RNA. Its product is annotated as myb-related protein 306-like. Gene Ontology annotation, molecular function: RNA polymerase II cis-regulatory region sequence-specific DNA binding; DNA-binding transcription factor activity, RNA polymerase II-specific. The record is from RefSeq and is a predicted model, not a curated record. Gene Ontology annotation, biological process: regulation of DNA-templated transcription. Gene Ontology annotation, cellular component: nucleus. The transcript has 5 exons. Bases 1 to 1167 code for a protein of 388 amino acids. Lineage: Eukaryota; Viridiplantae; Streptophyta; Magnoliopsida; Asparagales; Orchidaceae.